This is a messenger RNA of Morus notabilis, 2317 nucleotides long. RefSeq lists its product as uncharacterized. Bases 20 to 2317 code for a protein of 765 amino acids. Gene Ontology annotation, molecular function: protein binding. The transcript is spliced from 5 exons. The record is from RefSeq and is a predicted model, not a curated record. NCBI's taxonomy places the organism in Eukaryota, Viridiplantae, Streptophyta, Magnoliopsida, Rosales, Moraceae.
UCUCUCUUAUUUUGUCGAAAUGGAUUCAACUAGUUCCAAUCAUCAUGAUUUCAACACUUUCAAACAGCUCUACGAAAGUGUGAUGAGGGGUGAGAAGGACAAAGUCGAGGAUCUAUACUGCAAAAUCCCUGCGCAACCAACCCGGCCCCUGACGGUGUCCCACGACACCGUUUUGCACAUUGCAAUAUACAUGGAGCGAAAAGACAUUGCAAGACAGAUCCUGGCCAAGAUCACAAACGAACGCGACUACAGACAUUUGCUGACGACGAGGAAUUCCGCUGGAGACACGGUUCUUCACGAGGCCGCCGCCACAGGCAUGACGGAGCUCGCCAAGGAGAUGCUGAGUUUGGCGCCGGAGCUGCUUUCCAUUAAUAACAGGCUUGGGGAAACACCUCUCUUCAGAGCUGCACAUUACGGCCAGGCUGAAAUGUUUAAUCUCUUGGCUGAUCAAGUUGAUAAGAAAGGCCCGGAGUUUCAGAAACUCCAUCUCUCUAGGGAAGAUUCCACUACUAUUCUCCAUAUUACGAUACUUGCUGAGUUCUUUGAUCUUGCGUUUGUAAUAGCUGAAAGAUACCCUCAUUUAGUGUAUGAAAAAGAUGACAGUGGGAUGAUAGGCCUCCAGCUACUCUCAAGCAAUCCUGCAGCAUUCAAGAGUGGGAAAAGUCAUGGAUUACUAAAAAGAUUUAUAUACUAUUGCAUCCCGAGUGAAAACUACCCUGACGAUCAGAACCAAGAAGAAGUUGGUGGACAUGAGGAAAAAAAAGAAGACGUACGUAUAAAUGAAUUAGGAUUAAUUGGCAAAGGAUGGCCCGUGAUGAAUGAAAUCUACAACGAAAAGAAAAGGCAUGAAUCGGCUUUUAGACUAGCCAAGUUGCUAAUAAAACAAGACACUUCUUGGGAGGUAAGCAUGUCGAAGGAAGAUAGGGGCAAGAUUUCGGUCGGAAACUUUGAUAAUCCGCCUGAAAGUACAGAUAACGACGAUGAAGAAGGGAAAAAGGGUCGAGCAAACAAAAAAAGAAAAGCGGCUAACUUGCAAAAGAAUACUACUCUCACAGACGAAACAGGGCCAACAACAGAUAAAUUGUUACAAAACACACCACCAAAUCCUGCUGAUAUGCUUGAUUCUUCCAUGGAAGCCGUGUUUUCGGUUUUGGUUCAAGACGAAUCAGAAGAUCAAAAAGCCCCUGAAAGCAAAAUAGUACAGAAAGCAGAACCUGGAGGAGGAGGCCUUCCAAAUCCCAUGAUGACAGAGAGCACAAACACUUCCAAUGUUGAAAGUAGUACUAGUACUAGUACUAUUGACAAAACCAAAGGGAAGAAAGCUUUGUCACAUUCUCCUCCUACGUCGCUGCUGAUUGCAACAAGCAGAGGAAUUGUAGAGAUUGUCAAUGAGAUACUAAGAGUGUAUCCGCAGGCGGUUGAGCAUGUGAGUGAUAUGGGACAAAACAUAUUGCAUGUGGCGAUUAAGUACCGACAGUUAGAUAUCUUUCGCCGCGUUAAGAAGAUGCAAUUGCCCAUGUCGAGGUUGGUCCGGAGAAUCGACAUUAAUGGCUACACAAUCCUGCACCAUGUUGGAGUUAUGAACUAUUAUACCGGAGGCACUCUGCCUGGUCCUGCACUCCAGUUGCAAGAGGAAUUGCUUUGGUUUGAGCGUGUCCGGAAGAUUAUUCCGCCACACUACGAGAUGCACCGGAGCCGGUUCAAAGACAAAAGCGAGACGGCGGAGGAGUUCUUCCGCCGCACCCACGAGAAGCUCCUGAAGGAAGCUCAGGAAUGGCUUAAGCGGACGUCGGAAUCAUGCUCAGCCGUAGCGGUCCUCAUCGCCACCGUGGCCUUCGCCGCCGCAUACACCGUCCCGGGAGGCUCCGACCAGGACACAGGAGUUCCCGUCCUCUUGCACGAUCCUUUCUUCUUGGUAUUCACCGUAAUGGACGUCCUCUCUCUCGCCAGCUCCUUGACUUCCGUCGUCAUGUUCCUCUCUAUUCUCACCUCCCCUUUCGAGCUCCGGGAUUUCCGCCUUGCUCUCCCCCGCAAGCUCAUCAUGGCCUUCACUUUCCUCUUCUUCUCGGUGGCGGUGACAAUGCUGGCCUUCGCGGCGACGAUAGUUUUGAUCAUUCACCUGAAGAACCGAUGGACUACGAGUAUCAUUUACACGGUGGCUUUCCUUCCCGUUACUGUUUUUGCGCUCUUGCAGUUUCCUCUUUAUCUCGCGUUCAUGGACACUGUGAAAUCGACCCUUAAAGUCAUCAAGAGAGCUGUUCAUUGGUAUACUAUCCCUCGUUGGUUUAAGUCCACCCUUGUUAGCAAGAACGAUUAA